Molecule: messenger RNA, 960 nt
Organism: Myotis lucifugus (little brown bat)
Lineage: Eukaryota; Metazoa; Chordata; Mammalia; Chiroptera; Vespertilionidae
Gene: HTR5A
Product: 5-hydroxytryptamine receptor 5A
Exons: 3
Coding region: 1-960 (319 amino acids)
Biological process (GO): chemical synaptic transmission; G protein-coupled receptor signaling pathway, coupled to cyclic nucleotide second messenger
Cellular component (GO): dendrite; membrane
Molecular function (GO): G protein-coupled serotonin receptor activity; neurotransmitter receptor activity
Source: RefSeq, a predicted model, not a curated record
AUGGAUUUGCCUGGGAACCUAACGACCAACCUCAGCCUGGGCACAGAAGACCCACGCCCCCGCCCGCUCCGCCUCUCGGUGCUCGGUGCGUUUGUGCUGACCUUGCUCGGCUGUCUGGUGGCAGCGACCUUCGCCUGGAACGCGCUGGUACUGGCGACAAUUGCGCAUGUGCGCACCUUCCACCGCGCUCCAUACAACCUGGUGGUGUCCAUGGCCAUCUCGGACGUGCUGGUGGCCACGCUGGUCAUGCCGCUGAGUCUGGCGCACGAGCUGGCCGGGCGUCGCUGGCGCCUGGGCGCGCGGCUGUGCCAGCUGUGGAUCGCGUGCGAUGUUCUCUGCUGCACAGCUAGCAUCUGGAGUGUGAUGGCCAUCGCGCUGGACCGCUAUUGGUCCAUCACACGCCACCUGGCGUACACGCGGGGCACGCGUCGGCGCGUCUCCAACCUCAUGAUCGCGCUGACGUGGGCGCUGUCCGCAGCCAUCUCGCUGGCGCCGCUGCUCUUCGGCUGGGGGGAGAUCUACUCGGAGAGAGCCAGGCUGGUCCGGCGCAGCCUCCCGGAGCAGAGCGGCCUGCUGACCUCCAAUGGCAUUUGGGGGAAGAGUGGAGCUCCCCCGGGGGGGGCCUCUGAGAGGGUCCCUGCUCAGGAGCCCCAGAUGCUGUUCACCGCCCGCCACAACACCGUCACCUUCCAGGCAGAAGGGGACACGUGGAGGGAGCAGAAGGAGCAGAGAGCCGCCGUGAUGGUGGGCACUCUCAUCGGGGUGUUUGCCAUCUGCUGGCUCCCCUUCUUCACCACGGAGCUCGUCAGCCCCCUCUGCGCCUGCGACCCCCCUGCCCUCUGGAAGAGCAUCUUCCUUUGGCUCGGCUACUCCAACUCCUUCUUCAACCCCCUGAUCUACACGGCCUUCAACAAGAGCUACAGCAACGCCGUCAGGAGCUUCUUCUGUAGGCAGCACUGA